Molecule: messenger RNA, 690 nt
Organism: Erigeron canadensis
Lineage: Eukaryota; Viridiplantae; Streptophyta; Magnoliopsida; Asterales; Asteraceae
Exons: 3
Coding region: 1-690 (229 amino acids)
Source: RefSeq, a predicted model, not a curated record
AUGGAAGAUAUCGAUGACUUUUCAUCUUUUAGUUCUUCGUCAAGUGGUGGUUCAAUCGAUCUAGACGAGGCUAUUGAGCAAACAACCGUUUUGACGAUAAACACGAUGUUAGAAGCCGCAAUAGAAGAAGAAGAAGAAGAGGAGGGGGCGCACCAAUACCACGUGUUCCCGGUUGUAGGCGUAGGGCGAUAUUUGGAAGAGAAUUAUAUGUACUUCCAACAAAGAUACGAUGCUUGUGGGAAGUUAGGUUUCACCGGGAUACAAAAGUGUAUUGCGGCGCUUCGUCAACUAGCCUACGGCAGUACUGUCGACUCGUUUGACGAAAAUUUCGAGAUGUCUGAAAGGGUUUUACGAGAGUCACUGGCCAACUUUUGUGAAGGUGUUAGGAGUAUAUAUGGGUCGACCUUUCUACGUAGACCUACUUCUAGCGAUGUACAACGGCUUUAUGAUGCGCAUGAGCAGCUACAUGGUUUCCCGGGCAUGAUAGGUAGUAUUGAUUGCAUGCAUUGGGCGUGGGAGAUGUGUCCUACCGCAUGGCGUGGUACGCAUACACGAGGGGAUAUUGGGCAGCCGUCCAUGAUACUUCAGGUUGUCGCAUCGACUGAUUUGUGGAUUUGGAACGCUUAUUUUGGGCAGCAAGUUUCAAACAAGGACAUCAACGUAUUUGAGUCGUCGCACAUACUUGAAUGA